ACGUUUACAGUCCACAGCCAGUUCAGAGUGAAGUGGACGGGGCUCUUUGAGAUGGCUGAUCUGUUGUUGUAUUUAACUAAUGUCAACGUUUCCUUGGGACAAACUAUGGAUACUGAUAAGAGUCCAGGACUGGAGACAGACUUCGAGAGUGUGGAAAUGGGGGACAGUGUGGACAAAAGGGUGAGAGUUAAAGUUCCCCGUAAGACCAUCUACUUUGCCAGUGGAGAGACCAUGGAGGAGUUCAGCACUGACGAAGAAGAGGAGGAGGAGGAACCUCUGAAGACGGAUGUCAUUACUGUCGACCCGUCCAAACUGACCUGGGGUCCAUAUUUCUGGUUCCAGACGUGGAGAAUGGCCACCUCAACUAUUUCAGUGUGUGACUACAUGGGAGAGAAACUUGCCUCUCUGUUUGGCAUCACUACUCCUAAAUAUCAGUAUGCCAUCGAUGAGUACUAUCGUAUGAAGAAAGAGGAGGAUGAGGAAGAGGAGGAGAACCGUCUGUCUGAGCUGGCGGAGCAGCAGUUUGCAGAGCAGCAGAGAGAUGAGCUGGAUGAUCCUCACCCUGCUACUCUGGAGCAGCCAGAAGCGUCUGGAGCUUCUUUUGUAAAUAUUAGCUUCGACCUGGAACCUGAGUCUCCUGUCAACAUUGCAGACACAAACAGAGUCCCGUCUCCCCUCCCCUCCUGAAAACUGAAAACUGACACACAAAGCAUUAACAGACACAUUUCUAUCAGUUUGAAAAAAUAUAUAAUUUACUUAGCUGCAUAGUGAAAUAAUAUGGUUAUUUUUCUAAGUUUUUUAUUUUGUGUAAAUAGAUCAAAGUAAAACACAGGGACAAAUUGAAAGGGCUUGAAGUGCCACUUGCCUUACCUGUGAAUAUUAAUGUGUGUGUAGUGUGAAGUCAUAUGCAAGACUGAGACGCAUCUGUUAACUAAAUACUGAAUGAACUGACAUCAGUUAAGAAAGUGAAGAAUUGUUAUAUUCCACCCUUCAAUGAGAAACAGACAUCAGUGAGUGCUCUCUGUCUCUCUUGUUUCUGUUAUAAUUGUCUGCACCUGACAUGUGCAUUAUAAAGAGCUGGAUCAUUUUUUUAACUUUCAGCUUCAAUAUUAAGCAUUAAGGGAUUAAUGACACUAGUGGGCAGAACUGGGGCAUUGCACCAGGGAAUAUGUUGUAUCCUUCAAUUCUACCGGUCCUGGCUGCAUGGUCAUCUGCAUACAUUAAUCUGUAAAAGUUGAAUACCUGAUGUAGAUAAACAGAUUGCAAUGAAAACCCUCAUACACAUAUUUAGAGUACAUGUACUUUUUUUUUGUCUUUGACGAGGUUACUUAAAUUAUUUAUUAACCAAAAUGAAUAUUUACUAGAAAAUGUAUCUGAGUCUUUGAAUUUUAUCAAAUUGAAUCUUUGUGUACAGGUUAAACAUAAUAUACUGAUGACAACCCUGCUGCUUCAGCAUAUUAUUAGGGAAGAGGAGUACUUUCCCCUGGCUACUAUACCUUCCUGCUUGUUGAGUAGGACAGUAGAAGUACCCUGCAUUCAUUAGGGUAUGCAUGAAUUAGAUAUCUUAGAAUAAACCAAACAAUAACUCUGAGUUGUUGAACUGACACCAUGUUAGUUUUCUAAGUCGAGGAUCUGUUUUUUUUUACUUCAUAAAUGCAGGGCUACACAUUAGUGUCAUAAGAUACGUUUUUUUGUUUGUUGUGAAAUAAAUGAAUAUGGCCGCAAUACUCUCAUAUAUUUCUUUCCUCCAAAGCCUUAGAUCUACGUUCCCUGAUUGGUUGUUAAAUAGUCAUUUAAGAAACACAAACUAACUGGUAAUUAUUCCAUCCUAGUCAUGGGAGAUGGUAGAAUUAAGACCUUCAGUAUUUUUCACUGAGUGGUACGUUGGUAGAACCUCCUGUGUCUUUCUAAAGAUUCACUUUGCUACUUUGUGUCUGAAGGUGUUCAUGAAGCACUUAGGUUGAUAUUGUGCAGCUAACUGAGAUUUGGGAGCUGUGGGAAAAAGCUGCAGUUUGUUGUUGAAAUUGACAUCAAUCCUUUACUUUGUAAUAAAAUGUAAAAAUGUGUUUUACUUAAUUGUGUAACAAACAUAACUGGCUUGCUUCAAAGCAUAUUGAAAUAUUAUCAAUGUUAUUCUUAUUCUUUUGAAAACUGCUAGCACUCAGAGGUUUUGCUGACAGAUGAUCUACAUUGAUUU
Labrus bergylta (ballan wrasse) is the source of this 2197-nucleotide messenger RNA. RefSeq names its product family with sequence similarity 177 member A1 (gene fam177a1a). Lineage: Eukaryota; Metazoa; Chordata; Actinopteri; Labriformes; Labridae. The record is from RefSeq and is a predicted model, not a curated record.